AGAUGCUUUCGCGAUCAUUGCAUCCUCUUCGAGCGGUAGCAUGCGCCAGGCCAGCUAUUUCUAAUCGUGAUUCUCACACAAUUUGGUAUCCUGACGCUAAAUUCGAACGUCAAUUCAAGACUGGCGGAACUCUUGGGAAACUUUGGAUGUCAGAACGCGUAUCCGAUUUCGACGAUCAAAUCGGACUUGACAAAUUGGAGAAACUUGCAUACAGCGAUCCGGUGCUCAGCGACAAUUAUGAGGGAAAGAAGAGAGAGAAGAAUCUGGAAAACAUGAUUCUCAACUUUGGACCACAGCACCCUGCGGCUCACGGAGUUCUUCGUCUUGUUCUCAAGCUGGAAGGAGAAGUCAUCAUUAAAGCUAUUCCACAUAUUGGUCUGCUACAUCGCGCUACAGAAAAGCUCAUUGAGCACAAGACCUACACACAGGCACUCCCGUAUUUCGAUCGCCUUGACUACGUAUCCAUGAUGUGCAACGAACAAGCUUUCUCUCUGGCAAUUGAAAAAUUGUUGGGGAUUGACGUUCCACCAAGAGCGAAGUAUAUCAGAAUUCUUUUCGGCGAACUCACUCGAAUUCAAAAUCAUAUUAUGGGAAUCACCACACACGCCCUCGACGUUGGAGCUAUGACCCCAUUCUUCUGGAUGUUCGAAGAACGCGAAAAAUUAUUCGAAUUCUCAGAACGAGUUUCAGGUGCAAGAAUGCACGCAAACUAUGUUCGUCCAGGCGGAGUCGCAUGGGAUCUUCCUGUUGGAUUAAUGGAUGAUAUUUAUGAUUGGGCUGUGAAGUUUCCCGCUCGUAUCGAUGAACUGGAGGAUAUGCUUACAGAAAAUCGAAUCUGGAAAGCUAGAACAGUUGAUAUUGGCCUUGUCUCCGCAUCCGAUGCUCUUAAUUGGGGAUUCAGUGGUGUGAUGGUUCGUGGAAGUGGAAUUAAGCAAGAUGUUCGAAAAACCGAACCAUAUGAUGCCUAUGCCGAUAUGGAAUUCGAUGUACCAAUCGGAACAAAGGGAGAUUGCUAUGAUCGUUAUUUGUGUCGCGUAGAAGAAAUGAGACAAUCGUUGAACAUUGUUCAUCAAUGCCUCAACAAAAUGCCAACUGGAGAAAUUAAAUCCGACGAUCACAAAGUGGUGCCACCGAAACGAGCUGAAAUGAAAGAGAACAUGGAAUCGCUUAUUCAUCACUUUAAAUUUUUCACUGAAGGAUUCCAAGUACCGCCUGGAGCUACAUAUGUACCGAUUGAGGCUCCAAAGGGAGAAUUUGGAGUGUACCUCGUGGCCGAUGGAACGGGAAAACCGUAUCGAUGCUUUAUCCGUGCUCCUGGUUUUGCCCAUCUUGCCGCAAUUCACGACGUAUGCUACAUGUCUCUAAUCGCUGAUAUUGUUGCUGUUAUCGGAACUAUGGAUAUCGUUUUCGGAGAAGUUGAUCGAUGAAUGUGUUUUUUGCUCUUGUAAUUUUUGUUUUAGUGUAGCCGAUGAAUGAAUUUUCUUUUUUUU
Molecule: messenger RNA, 1490 nt
Organism: Caenorhabditis elegans
Lineage: Eukaryota; Metazoa; Nematoda; Chromadorea; Rhabditida; Rhabditidae
Gene: nduf-2.2
Product: Complex I-49kD
Exons: 8
Coding region: 3-1427 (474 amino acids)
Biological process (GO): proton transmembrane transport
Molecular function (GO): oxidoreductase activity, acting on NAD(P)H; quinone binding; NAD binding
Source: RefSeq, marked reviewed